AUGAAUUCAAGUGAUCGGACAGAAGACUUGGCCUCGUUGUUUCUACCAGAUUCGUUACAACAGACACCGCAAGCUCCUGCUACUCCAGCUACUGCUUCAACUAUGACGGAAAGGCUAGUCGAUAACUCUAACUACUUACUUCCCAAAGAGAAUACUGCGUCCACUUCGUUGCCAAACUCGAGUUAUCAGGAUUUCCUCAACAAUAACAACUUCAUCAACAGGCCCACGGGAGAUGAACAAGAGCAGCAAUUUUCUCAUGUCAACCACUAUGCACCAUAUCUUCCCUACGAUGCUAACAUAAUGACCCAUUAUCAAAACUUUCACAAUCCAAUGUAUCCAUACUUUCCGGAAGAGAUACAACCAUAUGGUGCUUUCCAACAAAGUGAAUCAUUGCAGAGGAAUCAACAGUAUGAAAUGGAUAUUCCACCGGAGGAAGAGGUUAGAGAGCCCGAAAGCCCGAAAAAGAAAUCCAAGGGAAGAAAGCGUGAUCUUAAGCAUACACUUGUCGAGAUAGAUUACAAGCCAGCCAAAUUGAAGAAACUUUUGGAUCUUAAUCCUUCUGGGGCUACCAGUAUGAAUGAUUACAAGAUUAUCGACAACAAUAAUAAAGAAGUUGCUGUUGAGUUUAGUGGGUUUCUUAAUGGAAAGUUUUUCACCAACGACACUGAUAACAACAACUACUUGUUUACCAAGAAUGAACUCCAGAAGGAAGAAAGUAAACCACUUGAAGAUCCAAAGAUUGUGUCUUGCUAUAGGCGAAAUUAUAUUCAGGUGUUGAUGAAUAUGAGACUUGCUGGUGUCACCAAUGAUUUCAAAUUGCUCAAGUUGCAAACAAGUGAGUACGGGUACUCGACAACAAGAGUUAUUAAAUAUUUCAAGAUUGAAAUACAAGCCAUGACAAAUAUAUCCAACUCCAAAAGUGUCCCCAUAAUAGUGAGAAAUAGUGAAAAGGAGGUUUUGAAACAAGAACCUAAAGAUGAUGUUGUUCAGCCCACAAGUAUAGGUGCAGACCAUGUUGUUGUCCUCAAUGAAUCUGGAAUUAAUAACGAGUUGGAUAAAUACUUUGUUGUGAGGAAACUACAGUUCAAAAACGCAACGCCAAACAAUGGUAACCUCACUUUUCAAAAUUAUUACCAUUUAAAGGUAAAAUUGAGUUGUGUUGUUGCUGACAUUUACUACGAUGACUAUGUUGAUGACAUAGCUAAUCUAAAUAAUAGUGGGAACACCAAUGAAUUCCUCCUUGCUGAGUUGGUGAGUGAACCAAUCAUUGUUCGUGGAAGAAACCCCAGUUUUUAUUCAGAAAGAAAGGAUGUAUUGAUAAGGUGUCGUCCAUACUUGUCGAAAAAGAGUUAUCAAUUGGCUACAGAACUGGCAAGAGACAAGCUAGAGGACGAUGAUGAGCAUGUAAGUUUGGAGUCAACUGAAGAUGAUAUCGACGACCAGUUGGAUGAAGGGCACGUGUCACCCAUUGAUAAAAUGAAGCAAACAAACUCAACCAAUUCAGAGAUUGAUUUGAAUGAGAUUGAUGGAUAUAAAUACUACCCCAUUUCGAGUCAUUAUUAUCUCCCGCCGGUGAAUGUAGUGUAUUUUCCUCAUCGUGCUCACCAUCCAAUCGAGAAAGACGAUUAUGAAUCAACAGUGGAGCCAGUAGUACAAAGAAAGAGCUCAAAUGUUUACUUUAAAUAG
This is a messenger RNA of Lodderomyces orthopsilosis Co 90-125, 1686 nucleotides long. RefSeq names its product Rep1p (gene REP1). Gene Ontology annotation, molecular function: DNA binding; DNA-binding transcription factor activity. The coding region runs from base 1 to 1686 and encodes 561 amino acids. The record is from RefSeq and is a predicted model, not a curated record. Gene Ontology annotation, biological process: positive regulation of transcription by RNA polymerase II; meiotic cell cycle. Gene Ontology annotation, cellular component: nuclear chromosome. The transcript has a single exon. NCBI's taxonomy places the organism in Eukaryota, Fungi, Ascomycota, Pichiomycetes, Serinales, Debaryomycetaceae.